Podarcis lilfordi (Lilford's wall lizard) is the source of this 18760-nucleotide messenger RNA. The record is from the annotation of a GenBank genome assembly. NCBI's taxonomy places the organism in Eukaryota, Metazoa, Chordata, Lepidosauria, Squamata, Lacertidae.
AUGGUCACUGGAUCCUACAUGGGGCACCUGCUGAAGGAGAGGAUCGUGCACUCGGGGCCUGAUCCUGCAGGGCUUUCCAGACAAAAUCGCGGCGCCUCUCCUCGCUCUCCGCCCGGAGCAGCCAACAGGUUACUGCUGACCGGCUCCGCGAGGGUUAAAGGGAGGCACAGCGCUGAGAUUCCUAGAGCGGAAGGCGAGUCCUGCGCGAGAGGUGAAGGAGCUUCCGCUUCCUGUUCCGGGUCUGUCCUUCCUGUGGGAGGUGGCGAAGGGAGGUGGCAGCUUUCUCUGGAGGGACUUCUGUCCGGAUCCAGGAGGAUCUUCUCCCGUCUUUUCUCCGCAGGGAAGGCGGCCUCUCCUCCCGCCCCCGGGUCAGAUGCGAGGAAGGAGAGACCGAGGAGGAGGAGGAGGAGGGAAGAGCUGGGACUCCCAAAGGGCAGGAGAAGAGCCUCGGAGGAGGAGAAGGAAGGCAAGGCGGACCCCGCGCAGCUCAAGCCGAGAGAGAGAAAGGUUUUUAAAUAGAGAAUCAAAAGUGUUCCUCUGCACUGAGAAUAUUUCAUAGAAAAAUGUCGGUCCCUCAGAAUGUAUCUACUAAUUAUUUCAUUAUUUUAUUUUCAAAAUAUCUAAACCCUUUAUCAGAAGAGUAUGAAGGCGGCACACAGGUUAAAAUAAAGAUAGAGCACAGCUAAAAUUCACAAACCCAUCCAGAAACUAUUAUGCACAAAGGCCUCAUUCUUAAUAACAAAGAAAGCUAAAUAAUAAGUCCUGUUACCCUUACAGUUCGUCGCUUCUUUCCUACCUUUCUGCGUCCCUUUUGCCUGCUUUGAAAGGUGCUGGGCAAGUUUGCUUUUGACACACAAAAUUUGGGGUUGCAGGGAGAGAUCGUGGGGAAGGAUUUUCAGAAAUCUAUUAGGUGUGGGCAAUUUCUUUCAAUUAUAGUUUUCUCUGUGCGUCUCCUUUUCCCCAGCAUUAAAUUUAGUCACCAGACAUUGACAUCUUAAGAAAAGAAAGGACCUCUUGCAAAUUUGCCGGCAUUUUAGUGCAGAUUUCUACUAAUGAACACAUAGUUCCCCUAAUAUUUAUAUUUGUCCUAAUAUAAUGCAUUUCUGUAUAUAAUUUUUCCUAAAGUAAUGCUUUUCUAUGUGCUCUUUCCCUUUAUCCCCUGGCACAGCAAAUCCAGAUCUUUCUCCCUCUUUCCCUGCCACCGUCUACUACACAACCUUGUGUUUCCUUGUAUCCUAAAAGAGCUGGGGGGGGGGGUCAAGGUACACCCUAAAACAAUGGAAAACGUUAUGCAGCUGUUCCUCAUGUAACUUGGGAUAAUUUUACGUGGCUUGAUUCUCUGGAAUUUUCUGGAUCCUAUAUCCUAGAUACAAGAUUUAUCUCUAAUACCACUUACCUAAGGCCUGCAAUUUCACUCUGGAUUGGUAGCUGGGUUUUUUUUGUCAGUUCAGUGGCUGUGUAUUUUGGUGGAGUUCAGGCAGGCCUAUGGAGAAUUCAGCAACGGUUAAAUUGUAGAUAAUUUUAACCUUGCCUAUUCAUUUUCUGAGUAGACAUAAGUUUUAAAGUUAAGUUGUAUAUUUAUAAAUUUACAACUCCAGAACCAUCAUUUGCAUAUGCUGUUGCUUAUUUCUCCCUCAUUUAUGCGCUUCCUCAAUGUGUGAUGUGCUGCUGAUUUCUGUUUGAUAAUCUUUUGCUCAUACCUUUCAUAAGUUCAAAGGUUUUUACUGGUCUUCUGUUGAGGUAUUUAAAAUAAAUCUCUCCAAAACUCUAGCUUCUCAGGUCCUAUUUGAUUGCCACUCUCUUGUGCAUUGGGGCAAAUUUGGAAUGUCAUCUUCAGUGACCACCAGUUCCCUUUCACAGGCUGUGCAAUGGCAUUGGAGCAACACUGUGGAUCCUCCCUGCUUUAUCCUGGAGAGGAAGCGACCACCAUGCAUCCAGUUGAGGUAGGAGAAAGGUCAUCAGGUAGAGAUGUUGGGGAUAGCUGGAGUGCGCCCUUCCUUGUAACAGAAGGCCUGACUCUUAUCCCUGUGUUUCUGAGGGUGCUGCCUGAGGAAGUGGGUUGGCUUGACUGAGAUAGAUAGAUAAUUUAUUACGGUCGGAGACCAGCUUAUAAAACACACUUGGGGGUACAAUCCCAGAAGGAAAACAAACAUUUAAAACAAUGUACAACAAUAAAUUUAAAUUUUAUAAAUGCGAUAAGCGUAUAGACGCUUAAAACUUUAAGAUAAGCUACGCAGAGAGAUGACCCAGAGUCACCAUGGAACUGAGUUUGGGGAUUUUCUUAACGAACUAGUUUGAGUUGGGAGAUGGUCUGCGCCUACAGAUCUGUACACAGAAUCUGGCAACCAUCUGGGUUGUCUUGCCUAACUGGAAAAGUUUAAAUUUUUGCUUUUCUGGGAGGUCAGCGAGCCUCACCAGCAGGGGACCAAUGGUCUCACUACGUUCCUCUUCAUAAAAGAACAAGUGCUCUGGGCUUUCUAUAUCCCCCAAUGAACAGGCGCAAAGUCUCUGAGCAUAUGGGUCAUUUUUAAAGGCUCCUUCCAGGACCGGCGAUGGCAGAGCUGAGCUUCUGGCGAGUGUAAAAGCCCUUCUUGCAUUUUUGGAUAUGAGAAAGAAGAGAUAUGCUGUCAGUGCGGCUGUAUAUAUCUCGAUUUCUCCAAUUUUAUAGUCGGGGCACCUUGAGCAGUCCUGUUGUCUCUCCGUGUCUAAGAUUCUUGGCCUGACCGUAGCUUUUGCCUGGCCCAACCCCAGACUUAGAAGGGCUUGAGGGGCAAAACCCAGUUUCUGAAGGGUGUUGAGGACUGCUGUCUGCCAGCCUGGCUGGAACUGGUUGCAGAGGAUCAAUGGGGCUAUUCCUUGGGGGAGCAGAUUCAGGGCUUGACUGAGUUUUGCUCAUGAAACCUUGAGCAUGACUUAACAAGAGCCUAGCUGGUGGAUCAGACCAUUAACCCACCUAGUCCAGCAUCCUGUUCCCCCAGUGACCGAACAGAUGACUCUGGGAAAUUUGCAACCAGGAGCUCAGUACAACAGCACUCCUCAGGUGAUUUCCAGGAACUGGCAGUGAGGAAUAUACUGCUCAUAGCAAGUGCAGGCAGCACACAGUCAUCAUAGCUGGUAGUCAAUCAUAACCUUAUCUGCUAUGAAUUUGCCUAAUUCUCUUUUAAUUUGGUGGCUAUUACUGCAUGUUGCGUUAGUGAAUUGCAGAGUUUAACAUUGUGAAAAGUGCUUCCUUUAGUUUGCCCUUAAUCUGUGCACAAUUAGCUUCAUUGGACGGCCUGGGACUACAGUAUCAUUCUAGAAGGAGAAACAGCUUCCUGUCUCCCAUUUUCCCAUUCUUUGCAUACCUCUGUACGUCUCUUAUCCUGCUCCUUCUUAAGCACUUUUGUUCCAAAUUAGGAACUCCUCGUAUAUCUCCAGCCCCUUGCUUAUUUUCUUUGUCUCCCCCCCCCCCCCCAACAUUUUCUGGCUCUAGAAAUUAUUUUUGAGGUCAGGAAACUGAAACCAUAUUCAAAUUUCUAAGGACACCUACACCAUCUGCAUGAUGUAUAUCUGCAUGAUGAUAUUGGCAGCUUCAUUUCAAAUCACUUUACCAAUGGUCUCUAACACAGAGUUGAUCCAUUUCACAACUUACACACACUGUGCCAAUUUCUUUACUGAGCUAUCUGUCUCUCCUGCUCAUUCAUCACCAACUCGGAUCCUGUGAGUAUAGUUAAAGUAGAAUUAUUUUUCUUGAAUGUGCAUUACUUAAACUUGCUUACAAGUUUGAAUUGCAGUUGUACCUUGGUUGCUGAACGCCUGGGAACUCAUACGUUUCGACUACCGAACGAUUGAAAAUUGGGAGUGUUCCGGUUUUUGAACACUUUUCGGAAACUGAAUGUCUGGUGCUGCUUCCACAGCUUCUAACUGAGUGCAGAAAGCUCCUGCAGCCCUUUGGAAGCUGCACCUUGGUUUUUGAAUGGUUAUGGGAGUUGAACAGACUCCUGGAAUGGAUUCUGUUCGAGAACCAAGGUACAACCAAGGUGCUUAAACACCUUGAAUUAUGUUUCCUGUUCAGUGUUCAGUUUAAUUUGAAGACAUCCUGUUGGAGCUCUCUGCAGUACUCUGUUGUGAACAGCUAGGUUGGCUACCUAGCUGCUCAGCACUGACUCCAGGUAAUAUAUAAGCUGUUUAAAAAGCACUCAUCCCAAUACUGAUCCUUAGCGGCCUUCACUUCUAGCAUUCCUUCCUUGUGAGAAUUGGCCAUUUCUUCCCAUUCUCUUCUUUCUGUUCUUUAAGCCGUUGCUGAUCCAUAAGGCAGGCUCUCUUCUUAUUCCAUGACUCACCAAGAUGUUGGCGAGAGACUGUACUAAAAGAAUUUGGGUGCGCUGUCAGUUGCAUACCGUCUAGACACACUCAAAAGAAUCAAAUGGCUCGUGAGUCACUCUUGCAGAAGCCAUGCUGAUUCGGCUUUAGCAAGGCUUGUUCUGCUAUACAUUUGGUUAUCCUGUUGUCUUUAAUAAUGUUCCCCAUCAGUUUUCCUGUAAGAGACCUUAAACUAACUAAGCUGGUUUCUGGAAACUUUUUUUUUUAAUGUCACUACCUUUGCUUCCCUCUUGAAAGACAGGAAGAUGAGCAAUCUCACAUCCAAGUUACACGUUCUUGUUAGAAGAUUUGACUUCUUUAAGAACUAAUGUGGUGUUUCUCAAAUUUGGGUCUUCACCUGUUGUUGGACUACAAUUCCCAUCAUCCCCAGCUAGUAUGACCAGUGCUCAGGGAUGAUAGGAGCUGUAGUCCAACAAAAGCUGCAGACCCAAAAUUGAAAAACACUGAGCUAAUGGGUAGAUGAGAUCUGCAUUUGCUGAUCUCUGAACACUAAAGGUAGAAUCCAUCUCCCAUUGCAGUGGGAGUGGAGGAGAGAUGCUGCCCACACCUUGCCUUGAAGUAUCUCCAAGGAAGGGGAUUUUUUUUUCCUUCCAGGAAUCAGUGAGCUUCGAGGAGCUGUUCUUUACUUUCACCAACGAGGAAUGGGCCUUGCUGGAUCCAGACCAGAGAGCUCUGUAUGAGGAGGUGAUGCUGGAGAUUCAUGAGAUGGUGGCCUCUCUAGGUAAAUAUCCUUUCCCCCCUUAAUCAAUAACUAUGGAAGGUAUAAAUUCCUGUUGGUGGUACUAUCAAUUAGCUCACUAGAAAGAGUGUUGGGAUUUUCCUCUGGGCAAAAGAACAUUUGAAGAACCAUGCUGGAUCAAAGCAAAGGCCUAUGUGGUCCACAAUUCUGUUCUCACAGUAGCCCAACCAGAUGCCCAGAGGAAGCCCAAAAGCAGGACAUGCAUCUGAUAUAGGCAUCAGAGAAUGGACACAUUGGCUAUGAGUUACUUACCUUUCUCGCCCUGAUCUGGCCACAGUGAUCCAUGCGACGGUCACCUCCAGGCUUGAUUAUUGUAACUCUCUCUACGCGGGGCUGCCCUUAAAGCUGAUUCAGAAACUCCAGCGGGCGCAGAAUGCCGCGGCGAGGCUCCUUACAGGGUCCUUGCCGCAGGAUCACAUUCACCCAGUGCUUUACCAACUGCACUGGCUCCCGGUGGAGUACAGGGACAGGUUUAAGGUGCUGGUUUUGACCUUUAAAGCCCUAUGCGGUCUAGGACCCUUGUACCUACGGGACCGUCUCUCCUGGUAUGCCCCACGGAGGACCUUAAGGUCCACAAAUGACAACACCUUGGAGGUCCCAAGUAGCAAGGUGGUUAGAUUGGUCUCAACUAGGGCCAGGGCCUUUUCAGUGCUGGCCCCAACUUGGUGGAACACUCUGUCCCAAGAGACUAGGGCCUGGCGGGACAUGACAUCUUUCCGCAGGGCCUGCAAGACAGAGCUGUUCCGCCUGGCCUUUGGUUUGGACUCAGUCUGACCCUUAUGUUUCCCUCCCCUUAUGGAUUUGAUCUGUGGGCUACUAUUAAAAUGAGGCUGCAUUUUAAAUUAUAUUUUAACCUGUAUUUUAAAUUGGUUUGUGUUUUUUUAAUUGUAAUUUUACUGGUGUUAGCCACCCUGAGCCCGGCUCUGGCUGGGUAUAAAUAAAAGAUGAUGAAGAUGAUGAUGAUGCAAACCCCUGCAAAUCUUAUUUUGCCCCUGAGCAGGGUUGCUGCCAAGGGCCUCCUUGUGCCCAUAAGACAGGUGUGCAGACCCCCUUGUCCCCCGCCAAUACAAUGCUGAAUCACGGUUCUGAAUCACCCUGUCUCUCCCUGGACUUGCUUGCUGAGGCUGAAGGGUGCUGCAGUUUAACAUGCAAAGGUUCUUCACUCCUGCCAUAGGGACCAGACAAUUUGUUUGCAGGUUUUUUUAAGUCUCUAGCCCCUGUGGCAAGAGCAGGAAAGACUGGCAGCUUAAAAAACCACUCUAUUUUGUUUCUCCACACUAUGUUUCUGAAUUUAAGAGAAGCAAGGAUGGGCUACUGCUUGAAUGAUGAGGAGGAUGUUCUGGGGAUAAUGUAAAAUAAAAUAAAAAUACAGACACAAGCCGAUCAUCAUCAUCAUCAUAAUUUAUUAUUUAUAGCCCACCCAUCUGGCUGGGCUUCCCCAGCCACUCUGGGCAGCUUCCAACAGAACACUAAAAUACAAUAACCUAUUAAACCUAUUAAAAGCUUUCCUAAACAGGGCUGCCUUCAGGUGUCUUCUAAAAGUUUGGUAGUUAUUUUUCUCUUUGACAUCUGGUGGGAGAGCGUUCCACAGGGCGGGUGCCACGACCGAGAAGGCCCUCGAUUCAAGGCCACAUUAAAGUCCAGUAUGGGCAGAUGUGCAUUUUACCAGGUUUUCUUUUUAAUCCAUCAGGAGAUGUUUGGGGGAUCUGGAUUGAGGGAGAACCGUCAGAAGUGGCACGUGAAAUUGCUGAGGAGCAGGAGGAGCAACGGAAGCUGUGGGUUCAAGAUGUUACCAACAGACAAGAGGGGACAGAAAUGCAGAAUGCUGGGAGGGAAUCCACUGAUUUUGAGAUUAACGAAAAUCAGAUAAUUCACACAGGGGAGGAACCUUAUGAGUGUUUGGAGCUCGGAAGGAACAUCAGUUGCAUAGACUACCUUACGUUUCAGGAAAUAUGUCAUACCGCCGAAAAACCAUAUAAUUGCUUGUUGUGUGGAAAGAGCUUCCGUCAGAGUGGUCACCUUAGUUUGCAUCAAAGAACUCAUACGGGCGAGAGACCUUAUCACUGCAGGGAGUGUGGAGAGAGCUUUAGGCACAGUGACUCCCUCAUAAAGCAUCAAAGAAUUCAUACAGGGGACAAACCUUAUAAAUGUCUGGAGUGUGGAAAGAGCUUCAGGCAGAAUAUCCACCUCACUAGACACAGAAGAAUUCAUACAGGGGAGAAACCUUACAAAUGUUUGGAAUGUGGAAAGAGCUUUAUUCAGUGUAGCGUGCUCACAAGACACAAAAGGACGCAUACAGGGGAGAAGCCUUAUAGAUGCUGGGAGUGUGGAAAGACCUUCAGUGCUAAUUGGUCCCUUUCUAAACAUAGAAGGACUCACACAGGGGAAAAACCUUAUAAAUGUUUGGAGUGUGACAAGAGCUUCAGUUGGAAUGGUCACCUUAUACAGCAUCUAAGAACUCAUACAGGGGGGAAACCUUAUAAAUGUUUGGAGUGUGGCUCGAGUUUUAGUCAGAGGGGUCACCUUACUCAGCAUCUGAGAACGCAUACAGGGGAGAAACCUUAUAAUUGCUUGGAGGGUGAAGACAGCUUCAGUCAUAGAGAUUCCCUUAACUCGCAUCUAACGAGUCAUAAAAGGGAAACAUGUUACACCUGGAAGGUGGAAGGAGAUUCAGUGAUCUCAAGAGUUCCUGCAGAGAGCAAAUGAAAGAUUCUUCUCAGUGUUAGAAUUCCCUUCUCUCCAGCUCUUACUUGUUCUGAGGCCUUUGGAGCCCAGUAUACCUUCCAUUUUAGAGGAGAAAGGGUUUUUGCUUUCAACCUGCUUUUUCAGUAGGAAACAGUUUGUGGCCUUUUUUUCUGGAAGGAGUUCAAGUGGUGGGUAGGAUAGAUAGCGGAAGGUCCCAGAAAGAGCCCUGCCAUUGGACUCUCCUCCAUCCCCUCACCCACGGUCUCCACUGACAACGAGGGGCAUAAAGCAACAGCAACAAGGGUCGCCUCUUUCCAUAAGCACUUACCUGGACCCUGAGGUCAUCUUCUGAGGCCCUUCUUCAUGUGCCUCUUCCAUGAGAGGCCUAGAGUGUGGCAACAUGAGAACGGGCCUUUUCUGCGGUGGCUCCUCGUUUGUGGAAUACUUCCCUCAGGGAGGUUCACACACUAGGCAAAAGCUCUUUAACUAGGCCUCAGGCUGACUGACAUCCAAUCCCCUUUAAAAAAAAAUUGGGGGGGGGGUGUUUGAUUACCAUAUUUUUUGCUCUAUAAGACUCACUUUUUCCCUCCUAAAAAGUAAGGGGAAAGUGCAUCUUAUGGAGUGAAUGCAGGCUGCACAGCUAUCCCAGAAGCCAGAACAGCAAGAGGGAUUGCUGCUUUCACUGCUCAGCGAUCCCUCUUGCUGUUCUGGCUUCUGAGAUUCAGAAUAUUUUUUUUCUUGUUUUCCUCCUCCAAAAACUAGGUGCAUCUUGUGGUCUGGUGCGUCUUAUAGAGCGAAAAAUACGGUAUAUAUUUUGUGUUUAUAUAUUGUGAUUUUAUCCUGUGAACUGCCCUGAGACCUGCAUGUAUAGGGCAGUAUACAAAUUUAAUAAAAUGAUGAGUGUAAUAAUAAAUAAUAAUAGCUGGAGCUGUCAUACAGGAAAAAUUGCCAACUGCUUAUGCACACCAGAUCAGGCGUGUUUGUGUAAUUUUAUAAAUGAGUGCUGUUGUUUCCCCCACAUCCGGAUGUUGAGAGAUAGAGCACCAGGUGCACUGCAUAACCUAGCAACAGUCAGAGGCCAGGGGUCUGCCUGCUGACUCGUCCAUCCUUUAUCUCAGGGAUGUGUGUAUGUGCAGAGACAUGUAUAAAAGUCAUUGCUGCAUUGCAUUCAGGUGGGGAGAAGCUAUGAGAGUCUGUGAGCGGCUGUAUCAAAGUAAAAUCCAAAAAAUCAUUUAUACAUAGCACACCUGAGCCCCUUAAAGAGGACAAGAAUAUCUAAAAUUCUGCAAGUUAAAUGCCAAAAGCAUUGUUGAAAAUAAAUAUCGUUGCCUCUUCAAAAUAUCCUCCUGGGUGAUGGGAGCCACCACUAAAAGUCCCAUGCUUGCCACCUCUCUGCAUCUCGCUUGGAGGAAUGCAGAGUGAAAAAGGCCUCAGAUGAUGAAUGCAGGUUGUGGGCUGAUCCUGAAGGACGGUUUUAUAUGCUCAGAGCAUCAUGCAGCAGUUGGGAAUCUGGCCGCCACUUUCUGAGCCUUCUUCACAAAGAGCUUCACAUAUAAUGUAUUGCAGAAAUCUAGUCAAGAGGUAGGUAGAAGAACCUGAGGUAUAUCGGCACACCUAUUAGCACACCUUUCUUUAUUUUUUAACACUAGCAGAAGUGUUCCAUAUAUCCCUUGCUGAUGUAACCGAAUGCUUUGCCAAUAAAGAGCUGAACUUCCUAUUGUUUGUGCACAUUGGCCUGGGCUCUGGAUUAUGAACACAACAUUAUUUAAUUAUUAAAAAACUUUGAAGAGAUUUAUUAAGCUGGAACGUUUGCAGAGGAAGGCAACUGGGAUGAUGAAGGGUCUGGGAAACGCCUUAUGAGGAGCGCUUGAAGGAGUUGGGUAUGUUUAGCUGGGAAAAGAGAAUGAGAUAUGAUAGCCAUCUUUAAAUAUCACAAUGCCUGUCACAUGCAACAGGGAAGAGGCUUGUUUUCUCCUGCUCUGAAGGGUAGGACCCAAACCAAUAGCUUCAAGUUACAAGAAGUGAUAUCAACUAAAUGGUAUCAACUAAAAUAGAAUGGGGAAAAUUUAUUGAUUAUUUGAGGACACAUUGUAAACAAAACGUUAGUGGGAUUGAUAAAAACACGUGCAGUAAGAGAUAAUUAAGGGGAGGAUAAGGGAAAAAUUAUAAAUUUAUUUGAACUGGAAAUGCAGUAACAAAAAGAUACGAAAUAAAUAACUGCAGAAGGGAGGGGAGGGAAGUCAAAAGUUAAAAAUAAAAUUUAUUUUUAAAAAAGAGUCCAGAAAUUGGGCAGGGGCACAGGGUGAAAAUGCAGGGGAACAGGCCAUCAAUUGGUGGUCUCUGCCACCCUUGAGGCAGGAGAUGGGUGGUGGUGGUGGGGAGAAGUCUGGGGAAUCGGAGGUGGAGAGGAAUUUCAAGGAGGCUCAGAGGCGGAAGACAAAAGUCCCAGAUAAGAGUCCAGCCAUCACAGUCCCCUCCAUCCCCUCCCACAUUGUCUCCACGGUCAAGGAGCGGCUUAAAGCAAGAGGAACAGCUGGAGUUGUCAUGCAGGAGAAGCCGCUGGUCCAUGGGGUCACGAAGAGUCGGACACGACUAAACGACUAAACAACCACAAGACCUAAAAAUUCUUAUAACAGUAUUUUAUUGUUCUACACCAGUUGUGCAGCUAUUUCAACAAAUGGUUGUUUAAUUAUAGUUCCACAGACAACAGUAUCACUUAACCUCCAGAUUCCAGCAUCGUCUUAUACUGGUAUUCCAUCUUUCUGUUAUGAAAAUGUCGCAGGACCUGCAUUUUUCACUCCUACCACCCACUGCGGAAAGGAUGUAUAGAUUUGUCACAAAAAAACAAUUUUAAAGGGAAAAAAAUAAAAGCAUUCCCCUGAAAGUCUGACAUUUCGUUUUAGAAGGGGAAUGUUUUAUUUGGCCUGAUUCAAUGGUCAUGCCUUUCAACUUGCUUGCCUUUUUGUAUAUUUGAACUAAGGAAGUCUUAAUGUUGAGAUGAGAUGGUUAUUGUGUAUUUUAACAUGGUAGGGAAUAUUAUGAAAAUGAUAUACAGGUGGUACAUGACACCAGUCAAGCUUGCAAAAAUCUAUCAUUUGCCCGAUAAUAAAUGUUGGAAAUGUAAAGAAACUGAAGGUACAUUCUUUCACCUUUGGUGGACGUGCCCAAGGAUUAAGGCUUUCUGGGAGAUGAUUUAUAAUGAAAUGAAAAGGGUAUUUAAAUAUACCUUUCUGAAGAAACCAGAGGCCUUUCUCCUGGGCAUGGUCGGCCAAAUGGUGUUAAAGAAGGACAGAACUCUCUUUAUGUAUGCCACAACAGCAGCAAGAAUACUUAUUGCAAAGUAUUGGAAGACACAAGAUCUACCCACUGAAGAAUGGCAGAUGAAGGUGAUGGACUACAUGGAAUUGGCGGAAAUGACUGGCAGAAUCCGAGACCAGGGAGAAGAGUUGGUGAAAGAAGAUUGGAAGAAAUUUAAAGACUAUUUACAGAAAUAUUGUAAAAUUAAUGAAUGUUAGAAUGAUGUCAGAAUGAAGUUAAGUGGUUUAAGCAGCAAUGUUAUAAAGGUGUAUGUAAAAAUGGAUUAUUAACAGGUGAGAAUCCAAAGUUAUAAUAUAUUAAGUUAAAGGAUUAAGAUAAAAACAAAGAGGGAAAGAAAUUGCUGAAUUAACUAACUGAAUUGGAAUACAAAAAAGGGAGGUGCGAGGAGGUCAGGGAAGCAAGGAAAUGAAUGUACAGUGGUGCCCCGCAAGACGAAUGCCUCGCAAGACGAAAAACCCGCUAGACGAAAGGGUUUUCCGUUUUUCGAUGCGCUUCGCAAGACGAAUUUCCCUAUGGGCUUGCUUCGCAAGGCGAAACAUCUUGCGAGUUCUUGCGAUUUUUCGCUCCCCCCCCCUUUUUCUAAGCCACUAAGCCGCUAAUAGCCUUUUAGCCGCUAAGCCGCUAAGCCUUUAAUAGCCGCUAAACCGCUAAUAGCGCUAAUCCGCUAAGCCGCUAAUAGGGUUGCUUCGCAAGACGAAAAAACCGCUAGACGAAGAGACUCACGGAACGGAUUAUUUUCGUCUUGCGAGGCACCACUGUAAGGUGGAAAGAUUGAUGUGGUUUUUUUUAAAGUGUUUUUUAUAUUUUUUUCUGUAUUUUGUAUUUUUCUUUUAUUCUUAUUUCUGUCCUUUUUUCUUUUUUUAAUUUAUGUAAUUUUUUUUCCUUUGAAACUUUAAUAAAUAUCAUUAAAAAAAUAUAUUUUAACAUACAUGGUAUGGUAUGUAUUUUAUAUAGUUAUAAACCACCUAAACGACAUAUUCUUUAUUAACUUUGAGCCUUUGAAACCUGCUCCUCAGCCAAAAAGGCUCCCAGAGUGAAAAAAGAAAAGGGGGGGAGGGGAGGUUCCCGCCUGUCGGCUCCGCAAGGGUUAAGCUGGGCCAUAGAGCUGAGAUUCCUAGAGCUGAAGGAGAGCCCGCGCCAGAGGCGGAGCUUCCGCUUCCUGUCUCUGCUAUUACUUCCUCUGUUAGGCGCUGGGUUGGCGGAGGAAGGCGGCUGCUUUUCUUGGAGGAUCUUAUAGACUCCUCCCAGAAGAUCUUCUCUCCUCCUUUCUCCGCAGGGAAGGCCGCCUCUCCUCCUGCCGCCUCCAGGAGAAGGACCGAGGAGGAAAGACGGAGGAAGGAGGAGGAAAGAGCUGGGAUUCCCAUAGGGCAGAAGAGGAGCUCAAUCAGAGAGAAAAAAGGUUUUGCAAUAGAGAACAAAAGUGCUCCUCUGCACUGAAAAUAUUUCAUUUUAAAAUAAAUGGCUGGUCCUUAGGAAUGUAUCCUGGACAGCUGCAGCUGUAGUUAUUUUAUAUUAUUUUCAAUAUUUCUAAACCGCUUUUUUCAAAUAAAAAAAAUCUCACAAGUGGAACGCAGAUAAAAUUAAAAGAGAGGAACUGGUCUGUGACCAUAAUAAUAAAUUCAUUCAUUAAAAGAGAGAACGCAGCUAAAAUUCACAGGCCCAUGUGGAAACCAAUAUGCCUAAAGCCAUCAUUUCUAAAAACAAAAAUAGCUAAGUAAUAAAUACAUUUACUCCCACUGUUCUUUGCUUCUUUCCUCCCUCUCAGUUUCUCUUUUUGGCUUUGAAAUAUGCUGGGAGAAAGUAUGCGAAAUGGUUUUUUAAAAAUCCUAUAGGCAUGGACAAACCUUUCAAUUUUAUUUUUAUCUCCGUGAUUCAUUUUCCCCAGUUAAACUUAAGUUGCUUUUAGUUGCCCACGUUUUGACAUAUGAAACAAAAGGACCUCUUGAAAAUUUAGUUAGCAUUUUAGUUUCAAUUUUCCUCUUAUAUUUGCCCUAAUGUAAUGCAUUUCUGUAUAUAAUUUCCCCUAAAAUUAUGCAUUGCUGUGCGCUCUUUCCCUUUGAACAGGUGUAGAAAAUCUUUUAUCACCCAGCAGGGCAGAUCCAGAUCUUUUUUUCUCCCCACACUCAACUGUAGACUAACUUUGGUGGGUGGGUGACCUUCAUGGGGUCAAGGUACAGCUUAAGAAUGGAAACCUUAAUGCAUCUGUUCCCCUUGUAACUUACAAUAUUUUUCUUCUGGCCUGUUUUUCUGUUUGAAAUUUUCUGGAUCCUAUAUCCAGGAUACCAGAUUAGAGUCUAGUACCACUUAUCUAAGGCCAGCAGUUUCACUCUGGACUGGUAGCUGUGUUUUUCAUGUCAGUUAAAUGGCCGUGACUUUAGGUCAGCUGGUGGAGUUAGGACAGGCCAGCAUUGAUUAAGUUGUAGAUAAUAAUGAGCUUGCGUAUUCUUUUACUGAGUUGACGUAAAUUGUAUAUUCAUAUUUUGAAUUUCUGGAACCAUUCUUUGCAUAUGCUGUUGUUUAUUUCCCCCUCAUUUCUCCACAUUUUCUCAAUGUGUAAUGUGCCAUUGGUUUCUCUUUCGUAAUAUUGCAGUUGGAAAUUUGUAAUGCGUUUACUGGUCUUGACAUAUUUAAAAUAAAUCUUUUCAAACACACGUUACGCCAGGCAUAGGCAAACUCCAGCCCUCCAGAUGUUUGGGACUACAAUUCCCAUCAUCCCUAGCUAACAGGACCAGUGGUCAGGGAUGAUGGGAAUUGUAGUCCUAAACAUAUGGAGGGCUGGAGUUUGCCUAUGCCUGUGUUAUGCUUUCAGGGCCUGUUUGCUAAUUUGGGCAAAUUUUAUCUUCAAUGUUUUCAUUCAGCCACCACUUCCCUUUCACAGGCUGUACACUCUCAUCUGAGCUACAGUGUGGAUCCUCCCUACGUUACCCUGGAGAGGAAGCGACCACCAUGUGCCCUGCUCAGGUAGGGGAAAGAUCAUUGGGGGGAGAUGUUGGGGAUAGCUGGAGUGCGUCCUUCCUUAUUACAGAGGGACUCUUUGCAGGGGCCUCUGACACCUGUGCUUCUGAGGAAGUGGAUUGGCAGCUUCGUUUUUCUGUAUUUCUUAUUGCCAGCAGGGAAACCUAUAGUUUGUUCAAUGUUUUUCUAAUGGUCUUCUCGGUAGUGGCGCCCUCCCUGUGGAACGCCCUCCCAUCAGAUGUCAAGGAAAUAAACAACUACCAGACUUUUAGAAGACAUCUGAAGGCAGCCCUGUUUAGGGAAGUUUUUAAUGUUUGAUGUUUUAUCGUGUUUUUAAUCUGUUGGGAGCCGCCCAGAGUGGCUGGGGAGACCCAGCCAGAUGGGUGGGAAAGAAAGAACGAAGGAAAGACAGAUGUUUUAUUGUAUUUUAAUGUUUUUUGGGGGGUUGCCCACAGUGGCUGGGGCAACCCAGUCAGGUGGGUGGUAAAUAAUAAUAAUAAAUAACAACGUCAUUUCGUUUGUCCUUAAUUUGUCCACAUUGAGUCUCAUUGGAUGGCCCUGGAUUACAAUAUUAUCACAGAGGAUUGAUAAUAUAUCUCCCUUUUCUUUGCACUAUGCAUAACUCUGUACAUCUAAAUUAGAAGAUCUUUUUAUUUCUUCAACUCCUUGAUUAUGUUGGUUGCUCUUUUCCCAGCAUUUUCUGGGUCAGCAAUUCUGUUUUUGAGGUCAGGCAACCAGAACCAUACAGUAUUGCAAAGGCAGAUGCAUCAUAAUCUGUAUACCUGCACAACGAUAUUGGCAGCUUUGCUUUGAAUCUUGUCCCUAACACGGAAUGGACACAUUUCACAGCUUCCACAAAUUGUGUCUUUGCUGAGCUAUCUGCAGUGGUGAUUUCUGAGCACUGCAGCUAAAAUCCCCACUUGCCCCACUGGAGUGUGAGUGGAGGGGAGAUGCUGUCCACACCUUGCCUUGGAGUGUCUACAAGGAAGGGAAUUGUUUUCUUCUUCCAGGGGUCUGUGAGCUUCAAGGAGGUUGCCGUGAAUUUCACUGACGAGGAAUGGGCCCUGCUUGAUCCAGGUCAGAGAGCUCUGUAUGAUGAGGUCAUGCUAGAGAUCCAUGAGAUGGUGGCCUCUUUGGGUAAGGAUCCUUUUUUCCUUAAUCAGUAGCUACAGAAGGUAUGGGUUCCUGUUGGUGGCACUAUCAACUAGCUCACUAGAAGGAGUGUUGUUAAUUUCUCCUGGAGAAAAGAACAUUUGGUUCAGAGCAAAGUCUUACUUAAUCCAGGAUUCAGUUCUCACAGUGGCCAGCCAAAUGCCCAUAGGAAGUCCACAAUCAGGACUUGCCUCUGAUAUAGUUGUCCUGGGCUUAUUGGCUUGAGUUAUCUCGGGAUGCGAACGGGAUCCAUUCCGGAGCCGUGUUCGCAUCCUGAAUAGAACGUAAGACACGUCUGCGCGUGUGCAGGUCACGUUUUGCUGCUUCCACACAUGCGUGUGACGUCAUUUUGAGCGCAACCCAAAAGCGCUCAACCUGAAGCACAUUCAACCCGAGGUAUGACUGUAUUCUCUUUUUUUUCUGUUGAGGGAGGUCUCUUGCUCAGUUUGGGUGGAGGGUGAAAAUGCCAUUUUGAUAAAACUGCGUUUACAACUGCAUGGCAUGGAAACAAAAGACUGAAGGGGUCUCCUGUGUGCUGGUUGUGAUUUAUUGCUUUUGGGAGAGUCCUGGAUUGUUGAAUCGCAUAGCUCGCUAAGCGGUAUAAAUGACGGAAUGAAGACAGGUAUUAUUAUUUUAUAUAAUUCAUUGCAUUUAGUUGCUUUUUUAUGAAGAGUAAACUCAAAGCAACUUAUUAUAUGAUAAUCAGCAGAAUUAACAUUCCCCCUUUUUAAACGCACGCACAGCAGAUAGCUUGCUUAGACUCAUUAGAGUCUCUGUAAAUAUUUCCUGGUAUUCCCCCAUUUAAUUCCUCCUAAAAUAAGACGCUACACAGUCUUCUGCAAAGUAUAAAACGUUUACUCACAAGUAAUCAUCUGUUCACACAAAGCUUCCCAGAAGGCAGACUUAAAAGGUUAGAACAUAGUUUAAAUGUGGUGACUAUCUCCUUAUGGGAGAAAGGCCCCCUUUUCUUCUCUUGGCCUGGAGCCAAGGUUGCAUUUUAGUAGUGCUGUUGUUCAGAUGGCAUCAAUAGAGACAAGAGAGACAAGAUGAUCACCAGCCUGCGGUUCUGGUUCAUUCUGCUUCAGGAGAGGCCAUGCCCAUCUCAAGUUACACAUAGGAAGUUUCGUCUCAGUCCUGGAAAGCAGGAAGUUCCGGGUGAAGGACCAAGACAACCUUCAUGCCUACUCUAGCAAUGUUGUGUAUGACUGCACCUGAUUCUUACAUCCCACAAUUAUCCCACCUCCAUACGUUAACUUUUAAAUGUUUGAAAUUCCAAGUUCUUCUCUAUAUCUAGGGAGGGCUACUCCUUGGAUGAGGAGGACAUUUUGUGGCUUAAAUCAUAGAGCUGGAGGGGCCCCCAGGGUCAUCUAGUCCAACCCCCUGCUAUGCAGGAGCCGGGGCACAAGGAUCCUUGACAGGCGGCCACCCAACUUACAAGGGAGUCUGUACCACUCUUGAACAGCUCCUACCACCAGCUCUCUCCAGGGUGCUGGGGACUGUAAUCCAGCGUCAGGCUUUCCUAGCUGGCGUCUGAAUCUGCUCUCUUGCCCUCAGCGCCACACAGAGAGAUAAAUGGAAGAGCCAGCUGAUUUGGGAACUGAGGUACACCAGAGGGGUGUGUGGGAGAAUGGAGAGGUCCUCAAACCUGUUUGGGAAAUGAUACCGAAUUACCCUACAAUUCUAAAACCGUUCUCCAAUAAAUGCUUUCCCCUUAUGUGCAACAUAAUUAUUUCUGGAUUUUGCUUGUGGAAGGGAAAGGAAAGAAGGGUGAGAGGAGUAAGGGACCUCUGGCCAGGCCACCCCCUGCAAAUCUUAUUCUGCCACCUGAGCAGGCACGUUCCCAAGCUUCUCCUUGCACCCAUAGAGCCAAGAGCAUCUCCACCCCCAUCGUUCUGCCUGGACACUGAGGUCCAGUGCCAUGGGCCUUCUGGCAGUUCCCUCCCUGCGAGAAGCCAAGUUUCAAGGAACUGGGCAGAGGGCCUUCUCGGUAGUGGCACCCACCCUGUGGAACGCCCUCCCACCAGAUGUCAAAGAGAACAACGACUACCAGACUUUCAGAAGACAUCUGAAGGCAACCCUGUUUAGGGAAGAUUUUAAUGUUUGAUGCACUAUUGUAUUUUAAUAUUUUGUUGGAAGCCGCCCAGAAUGGGCGGGAUAUAAAUAAUAAGUUGUUGUUGUUGUUAUUAUUAUUAUUAUUAUUAUUAUUAUUAUAUUAUAUGACAGGUGUGAGGACCCCUUGCCCUCCCUCAGAUGGUGCGGAUGGUACUUGUAGUUCAGUAACAUGGAGGGCCAAAGGUUCCCCAUUGAAGCUGCCACUUUGAUGAAAAGGAUGUUUUGUGGAUGGUGCAAAAUAAAGAAAUACAGACACAAGCAGUUUCAAGUCCAUGUUAAAGUCCCGUAUGGGCAGAUGUGCAUUCAUACAGAAACAGCAUUUUACCAGUUUUCCCUUUUAAUCCACCAGGAGACGUUUGGGGGAUCCUGGCUGAGGGGGACCCAUCAGAAGUGCCGCCUGAAACAGCUGAGGAGCAAAGGAAGCUGGGGGUUCAAGAUGGAACCAGCACACAAGAGGGGAGACAAAUGCAGAAGGCAGGGAGCGAAUCCGCCGCCUCUCAGGUUAACGGAAAUCAAAUCACCAGAGAGGAGAGGAAGUAUGAAUGUAAAGUGUGUCGAAAGAUGUUUGCUUCUCGCUCAAGGCUUACUUCCCCUCAGAAAUUGCGCUCAGGUGAAAAACCACAUGAAUGCUGGGAGUGUGGGAAAAGCUUCAGUCGGAGUGUCCCCCUUGAGCUCCAUCAAAGAACUCGUACAGGUGAGAAACCUUAUAACUGUUUGGAGUGCGGGAAGAGCUUUGGUGACCGUAGCAGCCUCACUAGACAUAAAAGAACGCACACCGGCGAAAAAGCUUACAAAUGUUUGGAGUGUGGAAAGAGCUUUAGGGAAGGUUACUCCCUUACUCAGCAUCAAAGAACUCAUACAGGGGAGAAACCCUAUAAAUGCUUGGAGUGUGGAAAGAACUUUGGUCGCCUAGGCUCCCUUACGUUGCAUCAAAGAAGCCAUACAGGAGUGGAAACUUACGUAUGUUUGGAAUGUGGAAAGAGCUUCUAUCAGAGUAGGCACCUCGCAAGACAUAAGAGAACCCACACAGGGGAGAAACCUUACGGAUGCUGGGAGUGUGGGAAGAGCUUCAGUGACAGUGGCUCCCUCACUAGACAUAAAAGAACUCACACAGGGGAAAAACCUCACGAAUGUUUGGAGUGUGGGAAGAAUUUCAGUCGCAGCUGCAACCUUACUUUGCAUCAAAGAAGUCACACAGGGGAAAAGCCUUAUGAAUGUUUGGAAUGUGGAAAGAGCUUUGUUCGGAGUAGUCACCUCACUAGACAUAAAAGAACUCAUACUGGAGACAAAUGUUCCUAUGAGUGUCUGGAGUGUGGAAAGAGCUUUAGUCGCAGUAGCUAUCUUACUCACAUCUUAGGCUUGGAAUGUGAAAAGAUCAUGAUCAGUCCUAUCAAGAGCCCCUGCGGAGACCAGAGCAAAUACUGUGCUCAGUGUUAG